Molecule: messenger RNA, 2114 nt
Organism: Pseudophryne corroboree (corroboree frog)
Lineage: Eukaryota; Metazoa; Chordata; Amphibia; Anura; Myobatrachidae
Gene: ITK
Product: IL2 inducible T cell kinase
Exons: 17
Coding region: 100-1947 (615 amino acids)
Biological process (GO): B cell receptor signaling pathway; protein phosphorylation; T cell receptor signaling pathway
Cellular component (GO): plasma membrane
Molecular function (GO): protein binding; non-membrane spanning protein tyrosine kinase activity; ATP binding
Source: RefSeq, a predicted model, not a curated record
AAUUAUGUCUUCACAAUUGUGAUUGGACUCAGAGGAUUGUGUCUAUGUGAGCACCUCAGGGACUCCCUGUGGCCCUGGGAACAGAGGCUGAUAUUCCAGAUGAGUAGUUCAGUCAUACUGCAACAGCCGCUCAUCAAGAGAUCCCAGCAGAAAAGGAGGACAUCUCCGGCCAACUUCAAGUCCAGGGUGUUCAUCCUCACUCACACCUCUCUCAACUACUAUGAGCACCGUAAUGGGAAAGUGCGGAAUCUUCGUGGUUUUGUUGAUGUGCCCCGAAUAAAAUGCGUAGAAAUUGUGACGACUGAUAUCAGCAUACCCUGCAGAAAUAAGUACGCCUUCCAGGUCCUCCAUGAUAAUUAUUUUCUGUACAUCUUCGCUCCAGACAGAGAGAGUCGCCAACAAUGGGUGCUAGCUCUGAAAGAAGUGACCAAGGAAAACCACUGUCUCAUACCCAAGUAUCAUCCUAACUUCUGGGCGGAGGGACGGUGGAGAUGUUGUUGCCAGACGGAAAAGAUGGCAGCUGGAUGUACUCUAUAUGACCCAACGUUUGGCUGGAAACCCCUGCCACCCACACCAGAUGACAACAGGAUAAGUCAGUUAGAGCCAGGCUGGGCACUGGCAUUAUAUGACUAUAUGACAGAAAACGCUGAAGAGCUGGUACUCCGCAGAGGGGAAGAGUAUCUGCCACUGGACACCUCGGAACCACACUGGUGGAAAGUGCAGGAUAAGAAUGGACAUGUUGGCUAUGCCCCAAGCGGCUAUCUAGCGAGACAGAGCGAAGACGGCCUCCUUACAUAUGAGUGGUAUAACAGGAACAUUGGCAGAAACCAAGCUGAAAAGCUUUUAAUUGAUAAGGGAAAGGAAGGUGCAUUCAUGGUUCGGGAUUCAAGGCAGCCUGGGAUGUACACAGUAUCUAUCUUCACAAAGUCUUUAGGUGACGGCAUUCCCACAGUGAAACAUUAUCACAUUCGGAAAACAAAUGAUUCGUCUCCGAAAUACUACCUGGCUGAGAAGUUUGUGUUCACCACUAUCCCCCAACUUAUUAAUUACCACCAGCACAAUUGUGCAGGUCUGGUGACGCGGCUCCGCUAUCCGGUGUGUUGCUGGAAGGAGAUGACCCCUAUUACAGCUGGACUGAGCUAUGGAAAAUGGGAAAUUGACCCAACACAUCUGACAUUCAUUCAAGAGAUUGGCAGUGGCCAGUUUGGGGUGGUAAAGCUGGCAUCUUGGCAAGGGUCAAAAAAAGUUGCAGUAAAGAUGAUCCGGGAAGGAAUGAUGUCAGAGGAAGACUUUGUGGAGGAAGCCCAGGUGUUAAUGAAGAUGUCCCAUCCCAAACUGGUACAACUACUGGGUGUUUAUACCCAACAAAUGCCCAUCUUCCUUGUGUUUGAGUACAUGGAGCAUGGCAGCCUGAUUGACCACCUACGCAGGAACCGGGGGACGCUGUCUCGGAGUAUAGCUUUGGGCAUGUGUCAGGAUGUCUGUGAGGGGAUGCAAUACCUGGAGACCUCUAAUUUCAUUCACCGAGAUCUGGCUGCUCGGAACUGUCUGGUUGGAGAGUCAUCGGUGGUUAAAGUAUCUGAUUUUGGCAUGACCAGGUUUGUCCUCGAUGACCAGUACACGAGUUCGGCAGGCACUAAAUUCCCUAUUAAAUGGUCAGCACCAGAAGUCUUUCGCUAUGCCCGCUACAGCAGCAAGUCAGAUGUGUGGGCUUUUGGAGUGCUGGUCUGGGAGAUAUUUAGUGAGGGAAAGACGCCCUUUGAACACCUUAGUAAUUCAGAUGCCGUGGAAGAAAUAUCAGCUGGACUGAGGCUCUUCAAACCCAAGCUGGCAUCAGAGAAGAUCUAUAAGCUCAUGAACAGCUGCUGGCAGGAGAUGCCAGAAAUGCGGCCGACUUUCUGCUGUUUGAUGAGAGAGAUCACAGAUAUAGUAGAGUCUGAAAUGUGACCUGAACGAAGGACAAGUUGUGGACAAGUUAAAUUCAGAAAUCAAAGGACACAUACUGUACAGAGUAAAAGGGCUAUCUUAUACCCCUUUUCCACUAGCUCAAAAAACACGGGUAAAUGCACGGGGGCGCGCAUUUACCCGUGUUUUUGGCAAGUGGAAAAGGGUAA